CGCGCGCAUGCGAGGCCGGCGCCGCGAUGGAGGAGGAGGACCGGCGGCGGCUGCUGCGCGCGCGGGUGCGGCUGGUGCGGGAGCUGCGGGUGGAGCCGCUCUGGGCGCCGCUGCUGCGCCGCGCGGUCUUCACCCGCGAGAUGCUCGAGGAGAUCCAGGCGGCCGGCGCGCGGCGGGACCAGGCCCGGCAGCUGGUGACCGACCUGCAGACGCGGGGCCGGCGGGCGCUCCCCGACUUCGUCCUGUGCCUCCGCGAGACCGGCCAGGGCGACCUGGCGGCCCUCCUGAGCGACGGAAGCGGCCGGCCGGGGCCCCCGGAGGUCCGCCCGCCGCCGCCCCCCGACCCGCGGCCCAGCGACGUCCGUCGGCGCCCGGCUGGAAGGCCGCCCCCCGCCCCGGCGAGCCGCCCGCGUUCUGUAGAAGAGAACCCCAAGAGGGAUUCCGAAAUGGUUUAUCUCCUGAACUCAGAGCCCUGUGGCUACUGUCUCAUUAUCAAUAACGUCAACUUCGACGAAGAGACAGAUUUGAAGUGUCGCCUGGGCUCCAACCUCGACUGCCGUAGGCUGGAAAAGCGGUUCCGGGCGUUACAUUUUGAGGUCUUGACGAAGGAAGACCUUACGGCUGAGGAAAUGGCUCGGGAGCUGCAGAGCCUGGCCAGGUGUGAUCACAACGCCCUGGAUUGCUGCGUGGUGGUGGUCCUCUCCCACGGCUGUGAGAGCUUCCACAACCAGUUUCCUGGUGCAAUCUUUGGGACAGACGGGCAGCGCCUUGCGGUACAGAGGGUGGUCAGCUAUUUCAAUGGCUCCCACUGCCCCAGCCUCAGGGGGAAGCCGAAAUUGUUCUUCAUUCAAGCCUGCGGAGGAGAGGAAAAAGACCAAGGGUUUCAAGUGGAUGCCGAGACGUCGGAGGACCACCCCGAGCAAGAGAUUGUCGAGUCAGACGCCACUCCCUUCCAAGGACCAGGCGGGGACUGCGAUGAGCCGGAUGCCACUGCUAGUUUGCCCACAGACAGCGACAUCCUGGUUUGCUAUCCAACAUUUCCGGGUUGCGUGUCCUGGCGGGACAAACACAGCGGGUCCUGGUUCAUCGAGGCCCUGGACCAGAUCCUGGAUCAAUACGCCCACCUGGAGGACCUGCCCAGCAUCCUCACCAAGGUGGGAAACGUUGUCUCCGCAAAAGUCGCAGGGAGCUACAAGCAAAUGCCGGGUUAUUUCAACUUCCUCCGGAAAAAAUUUUUCUUCAGGGUCUGAUGAGCGUUUGCCGGCUCUUCGCUGUCCCUGGGGAGACCUCCCACCUUCUGGGCACAAUUCACUCCAUCCUUCCAAUCGGGUGCUUUUGGGGACACAUGCGGCUUCCCACCCUCGUUUCUGCAGCUGCCAGAGCCCCCCCCCCCGCCCCAGAACAUCCCAGACUGCGCAGACCAACAGUUAGGGGUGCUGGAUGUUUUGCCUCUUAAAAAGACAUCUCUGGUGCUACAGAUUUUGGGUAUUUCAGGGCCCCCGUUCCACAGAGAAGCCCCCGCUGGCAGGCAGAAGAGGCCUGUGUGCUCCCAGACCCAAAAUGGUUUCCCUCACCCCCUGUGGUAACCACCAGUCUUGGCCCUUUGGGGUUGCUUGGAAACUUUGUCUUGGCCUUUUCUUGCUCACUGAUCUGUAAUGGAACAAACCAAUUUGAAAUCAAGUUCACCCUUUUUUCAUCUCCGUUUUUCCUCCCUUCUUUCUCAUUUUGAGAAUCCCCCAAAAUUACUACAAUGAAAAGAUGCUCUUAUAAAUGUCUAUUUUUUUUUAAUUAAGCCUAAAAAAAAAGUUUGAGGGAGAAAUACUAUGGCUUGUCAUCUUUUUGCGUGAUUAAAUGUUGAAAUUUAUGA
This is a messenger RNA of Candoia aspera, 1867 nucleotides long. RefSeq names its product caspase 9 (gene CASP9). Gene Ontology annotation, cellular component: cytoplasm. Bases 27 to 1250 code for a protein of 407 amino acids. Gene Ontology annotation, biological process: positive regulation of neuron apoptotic process; apoptotic process; intrinsic apoptotic signaling pathway in response to DNA damage. NCBI's taxonomy places the organism in Eukaryota, Metazoa, Chordata, Lepidosauria, Squamata, Candoiidae. The transcript has 9 exons. The record is from RefSeq and is a predicted model, not a curated record.